Molecule: messenger RNA, 1511 nt
Organism: Durio zibethinus
Lineage: Eukaryota; Viridiplantae; Streptophyta; Magnoliopsida; Malvales; Malvaceae
Source: RefSeq, a predicted model, not a curated record
UCAAAAUAUUUAUUUUGUUUUAGAUUAUUUCAAACAUUAAUACUUUUCAAGCUUUUAUUGAAGAAAAAUACUAUUCCUUCCAUCAUUUUUGUUCUAAAUAUUUGCAGGACAUAUAAUUGUAAAUGGUCUUAUCAAGAGAAAAAAAAAAAACGAAAAGAAAAUGGAAAUGGGCUAGAUUUUUAGGCCAGACUGGUCGGUCAUGAAAAAAGCUAGAAGCCCAGAUGGCAGAUCAGAGAGUUUCCCGCUUCUUUAAUUUGUGGCGCCAAACAAAAUCCAAAUCCCAACCUGUUGUUUUUCUUUGACUCUUUUUCCACCCAUUUCAAAUACCCAGAUCUUAUCUUUUGAACUGGAGACUGUAAGAGAGAUGUUCGGAAGAGUCAGACCAUCGCCGUCGCCUUCGCCACUUGACAGCUUGGAGACUCCCCCUUCCAAGAUCAUCAAGGACGAUUCUCUCUCCAUCUAUGAGGCUACACUGAUGAAGCUUAAACUGGGUUCCCAACGUCACCUGAUUUCACCGCCAGUGGUUGCAGUAGAAGCUGACUGUGCUUCUGAAACUGUUCCGGAAACUAAAAGUGUUUUGAGCUCAGGGGCAAUGAACGUUGAAGCAACUUGUAGUUCUGGAACUGUCUCCGGGAGUUUUCAAGACAUAUCAUCCGAUGAGGCAAUGGUGAUCUAUACGGAUUGUUCUUUUGCAAGUGUUUCAAACAGUUCAAGUGAUUGCCAAUCGACAGGUAACUUGAAUUCACAGCAACGGAGCGAGGGUGUGUCGAUUCUUUACCUGUUUUCCAAAUUUAAGGAUUAUUACCGCACUCCAACAGUUGGUCAUGAAGCAAUGAUGACAGAGAAUGAUGGUUCUGCUAGUUUUUCGAGUUCUAGUGAGCGUCAAUCCUUGACCGGUAUAAAAAAGCGAGGGAACCUGGAAUUUAGCAAUAGCAGUUCUUUGCCUAGGUUGUGUUGAUGGAAGGAUACAAACAAUAGUAGUAUUACCUGAUUGAGUGCUUCAAUUUAUACUGUAUGUGUUGCAACGGUUUAUUCUGAUCUCUCCCUCUAGGAUCUUGGAGUGAAAAUGAGAGGAGCUUUGCCAUUCUAGUUUCUCAAACACUGUACUCUAAAAAAGCCAAACAUUCAUUUUAAAGGAUAUAAAGCAGCCUAGAUAGAUUCCUGCAUAUCAGGUGAAUUUCAAGCAGAGCUUCUGGGUUUGCUCAGGACAAGGUCCCUCCAUCUUUGGCAAGGGUGCUGAAGCCUGUGUGUGCUGGAUUCUCUGUUGCGUUUUCUUGUUUUUAGUACAAAGGAGUUCAUAACUUAAGGAUAACGGAAAGGGUUACACAUGUUUGCAUUUGAAUUUUAAACUUAUUAAAUACUAAUUUUUAAGAGUAGUUGUAUAAAGCAAUGAACUAAGCUCCCAAUUCCUCUAUACUGCUAUGUUUUAGUUACUUUUUAUUUUGCUUUUAUGUUUUAGUUACUGUCUUACCAAAAUUAAACCAAUUUGAAUAGCCUCGAGCUACAAUAAA